UAAAAUUAUUGCAAGUUGCAAUUAAAAUAGGGUCUGGGUGACCCCAGGGUGUCAAAUUCUCAUGGUCAUACUAAAAUCACUACUAAUAAACAAGCCAUCAAAUUGCAUACAUGACUAGACAUGUAUUGUUAUUUUUUUUUUUUGUCUGUUAUGGCUUCAUUAUUAUACUUGAGCCUAGUAAUAAUUAUUAAAUUUCUUUCCUUGGGCAUAUACCCACAGUACAUGUACAUAAUUACUAGUAAUAUGAAGCGUAAUGUACCAUGUACACAAAAAAUAUCAGAAUAAGUGAUUUUUACCAUGGAGAGUUCAAUCAGAGAUCUUGUUUUUAGUGAGAGGUAUGUUUGGCUUUGUGUUAAUAAUCUUUGGAUUAUGAUAUUCUUGCAAGGUUGAGGAUGGUUUAGCAAAGAAUAUCCUUGAAAUACUUUUUCUAAUGUUGUGUCAAAUAACAUUGUAUAUUAUUACAGUUUACACCCGUUCAUUACAGUGAAUUCUUUGCUUUUCCUGGGUGCUAGAACGUCUAGACAGUAUAUCAUGCAAAUUUGGAUUUCAAAAUUAACAUACUCUGUUUUUCUCAUGCAGUAACAAAAUGAAAAACUCUUCUUCUAAAUUGAACAUUUUGCCAUUUUUCCUGCUGUGAUGUCAGUGAAUGAUAGAUCAAAUGCAUUCCUUGCAAUUUAUUGGACAGUUGUUUAAAAUCAUGGCCACAAUAAAAGCUUUUAUGUAGGUACCAUAAAUAAUUGAUUUUCAUCACAUUUGCUGUGGUUAAUGAUAUGCAAACCCUCUCCUUAUAAAUAAUCAUUCCCCUUUGUUUGUGGUCCAUAUUGUGUUUUCAGUCAUAUUAUUUAUAAUAUUUGUAGGAAACACCCUUUUAAAUUUGAACUCAAAAUUCAUUUUAAUGAAAUGGACUGUGCACUGUGCCAGCCAGGAUGCAACAACACAGGAUCUUGAGAACAAAAAUCAGAAAAUAUAUCAUAAAAUCAACACAGGGACACAUUUGAUAGAAGAAAUUUGCUGGAAAAGGAAAGAGGUCUAAACCAAGGAUGGUGAAUAGAAAACGUACCUCUACACCAGAAAAAUCCGGCUCAUCUGAGAGGGAGGCUUCUCCUGCACAGAAAGGAGGAGCUAAAUCUCCCGGAAGAUCUCGCUCAGGGAGCAGGAAAUUGUCCGGCUCUUUCUCAGGAAAGAAAAAUGACUUGAGAGCUCGUUACUGGAGUUACUUGUUUGAUAACCUGAAAAGGGCUGUGGAUGAAAUUUAUGGCACUUGUGAGGCUGACGAGAGCAUUGUAGAAUGUCAGGAGGUAAUUAUGAUGCUGGAUCAGUGUCGUCGAGACUUCAGUGCUUUGAUCGAAAGAAUAAAUGUGCAGGAUGCAUUUGAAAAAGCUGAUUACAAGGACAGGCCAACAUCUCUGGCAUGGGAAGUGAGAAAAUCUUCCCCAGGGAAGACACUGUUUUCUAGUGCCAAUGCUUUACAGACAUCACUUGAGAGAAACUCAACCAGUCCCGUCCGCUCGUUAGACUUCAGUUCACAAUCUGUUCCGCCAUUAAGUCAGUCACUUAAUCAGUCAGGAAAUUUAGUACCAGUGCAAUCUUGGGCUGACAAAGUGCGAGGGACCACAGCUAGUACAAAUUCUAACAGUGCUCCAUCAAAAACUAUUGAUCUGAAAGGACAAGAAUGUCACAAUGCCAUUCCUGGAUUAAGACGUUUGUCAGGGAAUUUAGAAGACUGUGUUGUUCAAGAUGUUAAUGAUGAUGGUGAUGAUGAAGGGUGGGAAACUGUUCAUCGUGGAAGAAAGAUGCAUAGCAAUCAUGCAAAGAAAGCAAAUAAAACUUCUGAGAAACUUUUGAAUGGAAAAAGGGAAACCAAAUCAAAUGAUUUGAGAAUGCAGGGGGUUACAAAUGGUACAUGCAGUAAUGGUGACGUUGGAAAUCAUAUUGAUGAUAAAGAAGUUUGUACAGAACCUUACCUAAAUCCAGGUGAAGCUUCUCAAGAGUUAUUGGAAAUUGAUAAUGACAAAGAAACGCCUGCUCUUUUUCUUGAUGGCGACGAUGAACAGGAUACGUUAUCAGACAUUGAACAUGAUAAGGCACUGUCAGCGGCAAUGGAGGAAGAAGAGAGUUUGUCAAGACAGAUAGAGGAAUGGCACAACCAAACAAUCGCAUCUGUUAUUGAACACGAGGAACGUUUGACAAAAGAGAUCGCAGAAGAAGAAGAAUUAGUAACAGCAAUAAACGGUGAAAGCGAGAGUCAGACCUCUGAUAUUGAACAAGAGGAAGAUAUUGAAAAUAUAAAGGAUGCGGAGAACUCUUUGAAUUGCAGUGUUACAACAAAUGGAGACAGUAAUUCCCUUGUGAACUCAGGAACCACUCUGACUUGGGAAGAGAUGAUUGCAAAGUAUGAUGGUAAGGGGCUAUAGUAUAAAUAUCUCUUAAGAAGGGUUGACAACAUCUUAGUCAGUGUUCUGUUUUGACAUGUAUAAAAGUUAAUGAAGAAAUAUGAUGAAUUAAUUAACGGUUUCUGAAUACCUUCAGAGGUGUCUCAUGUCCAGGUGAUGUAGUGCAUCCGGUUUAAACUGUAGACACCAAACCCAUGUGUCUAAUUAAAAAGCUUAUAGAACUGGCUAUAUCAAACUAUACCAACAAUUUUGAAAUAAAAUGAAUUGUCAAAUUUUUCACGACGUCAAAGGGAGUUUAUUUGUUUGUCCUGAUAAACUUCUAAAGGUAUACACAAUACAGUGACCUUAAUUAAAGCAGGAAGUAACCAAGCGAGUUGAUUUCAAGAAAUACAAAAUUAAACUUUAAAUAUGUACAUGUGCAUGUUAAUUAUACGGCAAGGUAGUCUUGAGGUAAAUCUGAGGAUUCUGAUUGGUUCUUUCAUGGUCGGGAUUUUGCCUUGCAGACUCUUUCUAAGGCCUACAUGCUAAACUACUUACCAUCCUAGCUUGCUUGAGCCAUGCUGGGGAAUAUUGGCCCUUGGUCUUUUUUGUAUGGACCUCACUGCACUCAGUCCAUACUGCCAUGGCCUUGGGCCAAUAUUCCCCAAUACGGCCCUCUCGCUCAGUUAGUAAGAGGCUAUUAAUAAAUGAACAUAUUAUUACUGCUGACUGCUAGUAGUUUUCAUGCCUCUGCAGCUCAUUGUAUGUGUACAUUUACUGUACUUUGAAUACAGUUACUUCUUUGGAGCCACUUUAGUCUUUUACAUUGUUUAACAUAUAAUUAUUACAUUUUUAAGAAGAUUACGACAUUUUUUAAUUUGUAAGACAUGUUUCGAUGUUACUAAUGUUGUCGUAAGUUACAGAAUAUUUGAAAAACCAUUAGGACUAUAUAACAACUAGGCAAAACAUGCAUAAUUAAUUAUCAUGAAAGUG
Messenger RNA from Orbicella faveolata, 3365 nucleotides. RefSeq names its product S phase cyclin A-associated protein in the endoplasmic reticulum-like. Gene Ontology annotation, molecular function: zinc ion binding; nucleic acid binding. NCBI's taxonomy places the organism in Eukaryota, Metazoa, Cnidaria, Anthozoa, Scleractinia, Merulinidae. The record is from RefSeq and is a predicted model, not a curated record.